CAUUCAACAAGACUUGAUCUUUAAUGAUUUUGUUUCUUUUAUCGUUACAAUUUUUUUAAUUAAAAAUCUUACAUUCAGCAAGACUUGAUCUUUAAUGAUCUCGUUUCUUUCAUCGUUACAAUUUUUUUUUUAGUUUGAAUCUUAGCCAAGGAGUUUACAUUUGUAUUUGAUUGUUCAAAAGUUUAAUUGAAACACAGUUAUCUACCUACAUAGAAAUUCUUUCUCUCUUGAGUUUUCUGGCUAGUUCUUGUAUGAGCUCACUCACUUUGUAGGCGACAAAUUGGUUUGUUUUAUAAUUAAUUUUUUUGUUACUUGAAGACGCUUAGAUGCUCUUCUAUAACUCGUACUUUUCCAGUUCCAGUCUCUUAUAUAGUAUUAGUUUCCCAUUGCUGCACAAGUAUCCACAUUCUCUGAGAGUUGUGGAAUAUAAGGUUUCUGAUUGUCUGCUCUUCUGCACUGUGGAAUAUAAGGCUUCUGGUUGUCUGCUCUUCUGCACUGUGGAAUAUCAGGCAUCUGGUUGUCUGCUCUUCUGCACUAUCUUGUUGUCAGUCAAGGUAUCCAGUUGUAGACAAUGAAGCUCUGGGAAUGGGAAUGAAGAAAUAUCUUUUAUGGUUGGUACCAGGGGGGCAAUUGAAUAUGUUUAACAGGCCUCCAGAGCAGAAUCCUUGAAGGCUCUAGACCACAAGACAUAUCAUUCCAAGAUUGGAGCUUUGCAGGGAGAUUUAAUAUAUGUUGGUUGUGCACAUGAUGUGGCCUCGUCUGGUUGCUAACAAAUUGCUUGGCAAAUCGGGGUGCGAGACUUAUAAUACUGAUGGCAGGGACACAGAGAGCGAGACAGAAGAUGAAGAUAAUGUUGCACCAUUGCCCUCCAAAACUCCACAGAGACCAAGUCUUUUAUCGUCGACUAACUCAUGCUCGAUACCUCAGUCGCCGCAAAAUUCAGGCAAGCCGCCAAAAUCGCCAUCGCCUUCUCCUUCACCUUCUUCAUCGCCGUGCAGCACGCCCACCCCUUCAAACAAGCUGAUGCGUAUGAAGUCGGAAACUUUAUGGACCGACUAUGUAAAAACAGAGGAAUACAGAGUAUUUGUGGGGACAUGGAAUGUGGCAGGAAUAACUCCGCCAGAUGAUUUGGAUUUGGAGGACUGGCUGAAUCCGACUAUGCCAUCAGAUAUAUACGUGAUUGGGUUUCAGGAAAUCGUGCCAUUGAAGGCAGGAAAUGUUUUUGGUUCAGAAGGGCAAGCUGGGCCUGCGAAGAAAUGGGAUGCUUUGAUACGCGGAACAUUGAACAAGACAUCUAAACCUCAAACCCCCAGAUCUACCAUAGCCAGAAGCUCCAGUGCUCCUUCUUCAACAUUCCUAGAUGCGCUCAAUUCUCAUUUUUUUAAAUCCCCCAUUUCCAAGGACGAUAUUGCCCUGUCAUCAAACAGUAUAAGCAGAAGCGGAUCUGAUUCUAUUGAAGAAGAGCUGGAAAGGUUUUACGAGGGCGAGGCUGAUGAUGAAUUCCCCUCCCGCGGCCACCACAGGAACAGACCAAGGCAGAGAUUCAAACGUAUUGCAAGCAAGCAAAUGGUUGGCCUUUUUAUCUCUAUUUGGGUCAGAAGGGAGCUCGUCCGCCAUAUUAGUGACCCCAAAGUUGACUGUGUUGGUUGCGGUCUUAUGGGCUGCCUUGGAAAUAAGGGUUCGAUCUCGGUGAGUUUUUCUCUUCACGAAACGAGUUUCUGCUUUGUCUGUGCGCAUCUGGCGUCUGGUCAAAAGGAAGGAGACGAGCUCCACAGAAACUCUCAUGUUGUGGAAAUCUUGAAACGCACAAUUUUCGGCCGACCUUCUGCUGCCAAACCAAUUCUAGCACAUAAUCGAAUCAUUUGGUUCGGAGACUUGAACUACAGAAUUGCCCUGAAUGAUUCUGAGAUAAGAUCAUUGGUUGAGAAGGAGGAGUGGAAGACCCUACUGCAAAGCGAUCAGCUUAAAAUGGAACUAUCCACUGGGCAUGUGUUCGAAGGAUGGCAUGAAGGACCCAUUCAAUUUUCACCCACUUACAAAUAUAUUCCCAACUCUGAUCAGUACCAUGGAACAGAGCACAAGGCAGGGGAAAAACGCCGUUCACCUGCAUGGUGUGACCGGAUUCUGUGGUUUGGAAAGGGAUUGAAACAAGUCUCUUAUGAAAAACAAGAUUUCAGACUUUCUGACCAUAGACCAGUUAAAGCAAUCUAUUUGGCAGAAGUUGAAGUCCUCAGCAACCAUAAGAUGAAGAAAACCCUGGGGUUAUCUACCAAAGUGCCAGAAAUGUCAAAUAUACUCACUGUGAACCGCCAUAUGUUUCAUGGCCUGAAUAAGAUCAACUCUGAUGCUAUAGCCAGUGUAGAACAAAACCUUCUACCAAUUCUGAAUUAGGUUCAAUCAAAUCAUAAUUUGGAGUUUGGUUCUAUGCUGAAUCAAGAAAUAGAUAUAUGGGAAAAAGAAAAUGACCUCAAAGUAUGGUAACCAAUCAAAUUAUUUCAGCAGUACUAGAGUCUUCUCUUAUUUUUUCCCCUAAUAUGCCAAGUUUGUGAUGUUCAGUAACUCUUCUGGUGUUAAAGCUGCAGACCAGAAUGAAAAUAUACUUGAAGCAAAACGUUAUUAAAAAAGAUGGGCCAAUCUUGGGUCAGGCUGCAGUGAAUAGAUAACUACUCUUGCAUCAAUUACAAGGCCACUGAAGCUGUCUGUGACUGUGACAGCGAGAUCUUCUACCAUACAAGGACAUAAAACCCAUUCACAGUUGUUAAAAUCUGUAAAUAUAAGGAAAUAUUUGUCAUUAUUGAGGAAUGAAAGGCUCAUUGGAAUACAAACUUUAGCAUUUUGUGUACCAGCACAUCAUGGGUCCUUAUACUAAAACCUGCUUCUAAAGACUACAACAGCAGAACAUGUUCAAAGUGGGUCAGAAUUUUUGGUUGUGACGCAAUAUAUAUAUAUAUAUAUAUGACUACUUCCCUCCUUUCUCUAUUCAGUUGGACAUUAUUGGCUCUUGCAAACUUUGCUUUUGCCUUGAAAGGUAAUGAAAAUGUAACUUGAAAGCAUUGCAAAGUAGCUGUGCUAUAAAAGGAUACAAUUGGAUUGCAUGUCAUUUUCUGAACUUUUUACAUUUUCCACCAUGCAUCUGGCAUUCCAAAUCAUAUGAGCUUGGGGAGCAUGUAUUCCAACAAAUAUCUAUUCAUGGAUAAGGAAGUUUUUUUAUAA
This is a messenger RNA of Cryptomeria japonica (Japanese cedar), 3213 nucleotides long. RefSeq names its product type I inositol polyphosphate 5-phosphatase 2. Bases 730 to 2391 code for a protein of 553 amino acids. Gene Ontology annotation, molecular function: phosphatidylinositol-4,5-bisphosphate 5-phosphatase activity; inositol-polyphosphate 5-phosphatase activity; phosphatidylinositol-3,4,5-trisphosphate 5-phosphatase activity. Gene Ontology annotation, biological process: phosphatidylinositol dephosphorylation. The transcript is spliced from 11 exons. NCBI's taxonomy places the organism in Eukaryota, Viridiplantae, Streptophyta, Pinopsida, Cupressales, Cupressaceae. The record is from RefSeq and is a predicted model, not a curated record.